Molecule: messenger RNA, 888 nt
Organism: Pochonia chlamydosporia 170
Lineage: Eukaryota; Fungi; Ascomycota; Sordariomycetes; Hypocreales; Clavicipitaceae
Product: RTA1 like protein
Exons: 2
Coding region: 1-888 (295 amino acids)
Cellular component (GO): membrane
Source: RefSeq, a predicted model, not a curated record
AUGGAAGUCAGGGCUAGCGAUCCGCAAGGCAACCGCCCGAUAAAAGGCUACGUCGACCCCGACUUCUCAAACCCCAACGGGGAAUGGGACACGCCCAUAAUCAUAUACGGCUACACGCCAUCCUUUGCCCUCGCCACAUUCGCAGCAGUAUGGUUCUUCGUCCUAUUGCUCGCCCACUCGGUGCAAACCGCACGGAGCCGCACAUGGUGGUGGAUUCCAACAUCCGUUGGUCUCAUCUUCGAAGUCAUUGGCUAUAUUGCUCGCUCCUUGUCCGCGAAGAAAGAUCCAUACCACCUCAUUUACUUCGUGCUCAACUACUUCUUCAUCGUCACAGCGCCAGUGUUCCUCGCAGCGGGCAUAUACACCAUCCUCUCAGCCAUGAUCAACCAAAUUGGCCAGAGAUAUGCCUUCCUACGGCCGAGGUUCAUCCUAGCAUUCUUUAUUACAUCCGAUGCAAUCGCAACGAUUUUGCAGGUAGCAGGCGCUGCGAUGAUAGGCAAAGCCGAAUCAGAUAGGAAGGAUCCCACUACACCUAACAACAUCCUACUAGGUGGUCUGGCUGCACAAGUCUUCUCCAUGGGUUCCUUCGUCAUCCUAGCUGCGAGUUUCAUAUAUCGCGCCCGGAAACACAUCCGUAAACAUAGGUUGACGGGCUUUACGGCUGUUUUUGCGGCGGCGACGGUGCUGAUUUAUCUGCGGACGGCGUUUCGACUGGCGGAGACGGCGGAGGGUUUGUUCAGCAAACUGCAGACGAAUGAGGUGUACUUUGCUACUCUUGAGUUUGCGCCGGUGGCUUUGGCACUGUUGCUGUUGGCAGUGUGGCAUCCUGGCCGUUAUCUGCCGAGAAAGGUCAUGGCCGCUCAGGGUCAUGCUGUGGAUGGUGUGUAG